AUUGAUGGAUUGAAUGAACUUCAGUACUCUCAUGCGCCUACUUCCCGGACAAAUUUCAAAGAAUUGACAAUACUUCACCAAUCCGUGAAUGAAAACAUUAGGCAGUAGUUGGUAUCUUUGCUCAGGACACUCAGUACACCACCUCGAAUUUUCUGUGCGAUUUGAUUUAUUGAGAAUCUUUCGAAGUCUGAAGAAUUGAUUGAUGCAUCGGACUGAAAUUGAGAAACGACCAUCGGACUUUGCGGGAUGAUAAGAAUUCUCGGUGCACAGUUGUAUAGGGAGCUGAUUUCGUCUGCUCAUAUCAGCUCUUUAUGAGACGGAUUUUGAAGGUCUAGAACAAUGGAUUUGCAGCGUUGGCCUGUGGUUGAGCCGUUGCUGCCCCACCUAGUAGCAGCUGCGAAGGCGGGUCAUGGUAAGCAUGUGCUGGAAUUUUUUCUGAGAAGAAUUUACAACAGCGAUGGAGAAAUCAAUUCUGUGGUGGAAUCUUGUGCUCCGAUUGCGUUGGAAGAAAUUCGCUCCGAUUCUCGACCCUUCGAAGGCCUUCCUCUCCUGGUCAAAGAUAACUUGCAUUUGGAGGGAUUCCACACUGUUUGUGGAAGUUCAGUUUUUGCCAACAAUCCAGUAGCAGCUCGCGACAGCAAAUUCGUGGCAACUCUUCGAGAACUUGGAGCUAUUCCAAUAGGAAAAACAAAUGUCCCUGCUUUCUGUUUGGAUCUUCAAACGUUCAAUGAUGUGUAUGGAACGACAAAAAAUCCAUACAAUGCUCAACUCACCGUGGGAGGCAGUUCUGGAGGAUCUGCCGCUGCUGUUGCAAUGAGUUUGGCUCCGUUUGCAAUUGGAAACGACUUGAAUGGAAGUCUCCGAAUACCUGCUUCCUUUUGUGGAGUAUGUAGCUUCCACGCCUCUAGAGGAGUUUUGACAAUUCAUCAAGAAGAUAUCUUUCCACGUGCACGCCACAUUGUUGAUCCAGAAGUUCUUGGGUCUAUUCUCACCGAAGGAUUAUUCACGACGAAUGUUGCCGACCUCCAGUUCUGUAUGCGACCGCUGCUGCACAGUUCAAUUAAGCAACCACACGAAGCUUUCAUGAAAAGACUGCCGCAGAAACGACGUCAAGAAGUAUUGCUGGGAGUAGUGACCUCCUACUCCAGGAUGUUGUUGGACCAUCGAAUUGACGAGGCAAUGAAGAAAAUUCCAUCGUGGUUAGAAGAAGCUCCACAAAAUGUAGGAACAACAAAAUUGGUCGCUCGAAUAGCCAGCGAUUUUGUUUUGGACGGCAAGACAACCCACAAAGCAACACGGAUAUUCAGCGACGCCGCUGCAACGGCAAAGUAUGACUUCAAAAAAUUGGAAGAGGCCAGAUCUAUCCAGGACAUGAGCUCGGCUGCUGUUCAGAAGUAUUUUGAAACCACGGGCUUCUCAGCCCUGAUCAUGCCAGUUUGUGCAGUUCUUCCACCUGAACACAAUCCUAACCAGAACCCAGUAGUCAUCAACGACGUGGAAGUGCCAUACUUUAUAGGCAUGGCGUGCUAUGUUGAACCAGUCAAAAUAUCUGGAUGCCCAGUUGUUACUAUGCCGCUGUGCCUCAUCGAUGGACGACCCUGCGGUGUACAGGUUGUCGGGAGAAUGGGAUGCGACGAGGAGUUGCUAAGCCUUUGUGUAGAGCUAGAACGACAUCUUGCUUCUGCGGAAGCCCGCCAUACUCAUCCACUCAAGUUUCCUUCACUGGCUGAUUUCCCAUGUUAAUGUCUUUCACAGGUAAUCUCUGUUGUGAGUAGGACCCAUGUACCGUUCUGGUUUCAUCCCUAUUCGACUUGAUAGGUAUCUCCAUCCUCUUUUCUAUAACCAAGUGCCCGCUUUAAUAACCUCAUUCACAGGUAUUGUGUCGGUAAUCCCUUUCCUUUCAUUAACAGGACGCCUUUUAAAAAAUUCUUCUCUACUGAUUCUUCUCGCUCCAAGUCUAGGUUAUGAAGGUAAAUUUUUUUUUUCAGUCCAUUAAUAAGGAUUAAUAAGGUCUUCAAAUGGAAUUCAGAUCACCAUGGAAAUUAGUACAGGAACUAUUCAGGAUACGGUAAUUGUAGUACCUAUUACAGUCGUGUUUAUCUCACAACUAGAAUAUUCUGAGAAAUAUCUCCAUAGGUGGGGAUAGCAAAGACUAUCAGGCCUCGUUGCCAACAUGUGGACACAGGUCCGAUGGAUAUCAGUUAUCUUUCAGUGAAACUUGGUAGAGCUCUCGUUACAGUCAGCGAUGAUGAGCAGUCAUGUAAUAGAAACAUCCGUUAAUAUUUAAUGUAAGUGCCACAUUACUCU
This is a messenger RNA of Marchantia polymorpha subsp. ruderalis, 2307 nucleotides long. The record is from the annotation of a GenBank genome assembly. NCBI's taxonomy places the organism in Eukaryota, Viridiplantae, Streptophyta, Marchantiopsida, Marchantiales, Marchantiaceae.